GAUUGCACAUUGAUAAUGAUGUACGUCUUGUGCUGAUGCAAGAACCAUUUCUGUACAUAAAAUUCCCUAAGUACAUGUUGCACUGAGCUGGUGAAGCUAGGUAGUUGGUAGCCAAGCUACUGACGGACUCAUACCCAGGGGUCUUAAAACUAAUGGGUAGGCAGGAUCUGUCUUGCUGACCCAGCGCUAUGCUGGUAACCUGGUAGCAUAUAAAGUAACCCUGAAGUUGAGGGUAACUUUGAUAACUCGGAAUAGCAUUCAGUGCUGUUAUGGUUGACAAUGGAGGAUGACUUGCUGCCCAUCUCUUGCCAUUGUUGGCUGAAGCACAUCCCCAAGCCCAAGAUGCAGGUGUGUGUGCUGGGAGAUCAGGUGCACUUGGAUCAGGCCAAGGAGCUUGGGCUUCCCUGCAUGUCUGCUGAUGAUCUCAAGAAGCUGAACAAGGACAAGAAGCUCGUCAAGAAACUCGCUAAGAAGUACAACGCGUUCCUGGCAUCAGAGUCCCUGAUUAAGCAGAUCCCUCGUCUGCUGGGCCCCGGUCUCAACAAGGCUGGAAAGUUCCCCACCAUGGUGACUCAUCAGGACAAACUCACCGAGAAGGUUGAUGAGAUCAAAGCAACCAUCAAGUUCCAGAUGAAGAAGGUGUUGUGCCUCUCUGUGGCCAUCGGGCACAUCGACCACAGUCCCGACGACCUCGUGCAGAACAUUUACAUCGCCAUGAACUUCCUGGUGUCCCUGCUCAAGAAGCACUGGCAGAACGUCAAGUCCCUGCACAUCAAGAGCACCAUGGGCAAAGUCCAGCGGCUCUACUAAAUAAAUGCCGCAGUUCGUUGCUGCCGUCAACGUG
This is a messenger RNA of Hyalella azteca, 844 nucleotides long. It is a transcript of the gene RpL10Ab, whose product is annotated as 60S ribosomal protein L10a. Gene Ontology annotation, cellular component: large ribosomal subunit. NCBI's taxonomy places the organism in Eukaryota, Metazoa, Arthropoda, Malacostraca, Amphipoda, Hyalellidae. Gene Ontology annotation, biological process: translation. Gene Ontology annotation, molecular function: RNA binding; structural constituent of ribosome. The transcript is spliced from 4 exons. The record is from RefSeq and is a predicted model, not a curated record. The coding region runs from base 280 to 810 and encodes 176 amino acids.